Molecule: messenger RNA, 1176 nt
Organism: Trichosporon asahii var. asahii CBS 2479
Lineage: Eukaryota; Fungi; Basidiomycota; Tremellomycetes; Trichosporonales; Trichosporonaceae
Product: cystathionine beta-lyase
Exons: 1
Coding region: 1-1176 (391 amino acids)
Biological process (GO): transsulfuration
Cellular component (GO): cytoplasm
Molecular function (GO): pyridoxal phosphate binding; carbon-sulfur lyase activity
Source: RefSeq, a predicted model, not a curated record
AUGGACUGGCACCCCGAGACACAAGCGGUGCACGGGCACGCCGCCGUGCCCAUGCGCGCCGACCCCGUCGCGCCGGCGAUCUACUACAGCUCGACGUUCCGCGCCGCCGACGCUGCCGAAUUCGCGCAAAUGGCGAGCGAGCCGAGGCACGCGGGGUUCUACACGCGCUACGGCAACCCAACCCACGAGCAGGCCGCUGCUGUCCUGGCCGGACUGGAAGGCACGGAAGUCGCCAUGCUGACUGCCUCGGGCAUGGGCGCGAUCAGCACGGCAGUCAUUGCGCUGCUCAAGGCGGGCGACCACGCUAUCGCUCAAAGCCGGCACUACAUGGCUACCGCAAAGCUGUUCGACGAGCUCCUGCCGCGGUACGGCGUCAAGACGAGCGUUGUCGAGCAGAGCGACCUGGCCGCACUCGAGGCUGCGAUUACGCCCGAGACGAAGAUCAUCUAUGUCGAGACGCCGGCGAACCCGACCCUCGUGCUGACCGAUUUGGCUGGCGUCGUUGCGAUUGCGAAGAAGCACGGUAUCGUCGUGCUCGCCGAUAACACGUUUGCGGGACCGCUCAACACGCGCCCGGCCGACCUCGGCGUCGACGUGGUGCUCCACAGUGCGACCAAGUCGCUCGGCGGCCACAGCGAUAUUACGGCCGGUGCGAUCUGCACAACCAAAGCACUGGCGGAGCAGAUGUGGGACACGUCGCUGACGCUCGGCUCGACGCUGAGCCCGAUGGACGCGUGGCUGCUGCUCCGCGGUAUGCGGACGCUGCCUCUUCGUAUGGGCCGAAUCAACGAGAACGCUCUGGCUCUAGCUGCCUGGCUGGAGGAGCAGCCGCAGGUCGAGGCGGUCUAUUACCCCAUGCUGGCUAGCCACCCGCAGCACGCUAUUGCCAAGAAGCAGAUGAAGGGCGGCGGUCCGGUCGUUGCGUUAGCGCUGAAGGGAGGGUACGACCCGACCUCGCGCUUUGUCGCGGCGCUGAAGCUCGCGAGCCAGGCCGUGUCCCUCGGCGGCGUCGAGACGCUCGCGGUGCACACCGCCGCCAUGUGGAGCGGGAGCAUGAACGAGGAGCAGAUGAAGACGGCGGGCAUCUCGCCGAAUUUCGUCCGUCUCAGCGUGGGCAUUGAGAACAUUGAGGAUUUGAAGCGGGACUUUGCCCAGGCUCUGACGGAGGUGCAAUAG